CGAUGCUAUGAGAUAGGCGAAUUUUCUCAAACAAAUAAGCAUUCAAUCGGAUUCUAAUUUUGGGUACUGAUAGAUUGAAUUCAAGUUUUGAGGUUUUACUCGCUGGAAUUUUGAUUGUUGCUGUUUUUAAUUUUGAUAGUUGAGAUUAAAAGCUUAAAAAUGGCAUCAAUGGUUCUUAAAGGUAGUAGCAGUAGUAGUCAUGUACCUCCGUUGAUGUCGACUCAAGAAAAAGGUAGCCGGAAUAAGCGAAAAUUCCAGGCUGAUCCACCAUUAGGUGAUCAGAGUAAGAUUAUAACCUCACCUCAAAAUGGUUGCCCAAGUUAUGAGUUUUGUGCUGAGAAGUUCGAAAUCACCCCAGUCCAUCAUCAAGCUAGUGUGUGCGACAUGUGUGGUGUUAGCCAAGACCAUUAUGACGGAUUAAAACUCGACCUGAGAUUGUCUAGCACAUUAGUUUCUUCUGAGGUUGGGCCGAGUCGGCCUAAAGAGGAACUUGAGGCAGAUGAAUUCCAAGAUGCUGAUUGGACUGAUCUCACAGAAUCUCAGCUAGAGGAACUUGUUUUAAACAAUUUGGACGCAAUAUUCAAGAGUGCAAUAAAGAAAAUAGUUGCUUUUGGCUACACGGAAGAAAUUGCUACGAAGGCAGUUUUGAGAUCAGGCCUUUGUUAUGGUAGUAAAGACACCGUCUCAAAUAUAGUGGACAAUACCUUAGCAUUUCUUAGAAGUGGCCAAGAUUAUCAUCCUUCAAGAGACCACUGUUUUGAGGAUCUGCAGCAGUUGGAGAAGUAUAUAUUAACAGAACUGGUUUGUGUUCUUCGAGAAGUUCGACCUUUCUUCAGCAUUGGGGAUGCUAUGUGGUGCUUAAUGAUUUGUGAUAUGAAUUUGUCGCAUGCUUGUGCUAUGGAUGGUGAUCCGUUGAAUGGUUUUGUUGGGGAUGGAGUUUCCAAUGGGUUUUCUAUUGCUUCGAAGCAGCCUCAGUUGAAACCCAAAGCCGAAACCUCUGAAUUGAAUCUUCCAAAUCCAUGUAGACUGGUUCCGUCCUUUCCUUGUUCUCAUAGUUCCCCACCUGAGGUACCGUCUAUCAGAUCUAACAACACUGAAAAAUUGAAGAAUUCCGUUGUUCCAAGUGGUGUAGUCUCAGAGAAAGUGGGAACAAACUCCUUUGCUGGUGGUGCAGAUGAAACUUUCAGUGCGGCAGGAACAUCUCAAUUUUCGACAAUGGAAGAAAAGUUAGUGGGUAGUAGAAAGACUCACUCUACCAAGAGAGAAAAUCUUCUCCGGCAGAAAUCACUUCAUCUGGAUAAAAACUACAAGACAUACGGAUCUAAAGGGUCAUCAAGAGGUAAACUGAGCAGUUUGGGAGGUUUAAUCUUGGACAAGAAAGUAAAAUCUGUCUCUGACCCUGCUGCUUUUAAUAUAAAAAGUUCUUUGAAAAUUAAGGCAAUGGGAGCCGAUGUCCCUCAAGAUAAUAGGAGUCAUCUUUUGGUUAAUUCGGAACCCUCCUCUUCCACAACAUUUUGCUUAGAUAAUGAUAACAAUAUUUCUCCAGUGCCUAAGUCCGAUGUAGCAACUAUUUCUUCCCCGGUAAACAUGCCACCUGAAUUUCCACCUAUGAAUAACCCAUCUGCAUUAUCAACUGCUGAUACCGAGCUUUCCCUUUCACUUCCUACCCAAAGCAAUUCACCUGUGAUGCCUUCUGUUUCUUGUUCCGAGGCUGCUAAUCCAAGCUAUGUUGAGAUGCCAUUUGGUAAUUACUUGGGGAAUUGGGUCCCUCGGGAUAAGAAGGAUGAGAUGAUUUUGAAGCUGGUACUGCGGGUGCAAGAACUACAAAAUCAGCUCCAGGAAUGGACUGAGUGGACUAACCAAAAGGUUAUGCAAGCUGCUCGUCGGUUAAGUAAGGACAAAGCUGAACUUAAAACAUUAAGGCAAGAGAAAGAAGAAGUUGAACGGCUUAAGAAAGAGAAGUUGAAUUUGGAGGAAAACACUAGGAAGAAGCUUGUCGAGAUGGAUGUUGCUUUGUCCAAGGCUAGCGGGCAGGUGGAACGUGCUAAUGCUACUGUCCGCAGGCUUGAGGUGGAAAAUGUGGCAAAAAGGCAGGAAAUGGAGGCUGCAAAAUUACGAGCAGCGGAGUCAGCAGCUAGCUGUCAAGAGGUAUCAAAGAGGGAGAAGAAAACUCUGAUGAAAGUCCAGUCUUGGGGAAGGCAAAAAACCUUGUUCCAGGAAGAGCUCAUGACCGAAAAAUGCAAGGUCACCCAACAUCUACAGGAAUUACAAAUGGCUAAGGUUAUCCAAGAACAACUUGAGGUUAAAUGGCAACAGGAACUGAAGGCAAAGGAAGAAGUGCUUACUUGGGCUAGUUUGAUAAGAAAGGAACGAGAACAAAUCGAGGCUUCAGCAAAACUAAAAGAGGACAUGAUUAAGUCGAAAGCGGAAACCAGUUUGCAAAAAUAUAAAGAGGAUAUUCAGAAACUUGAACAAGAAAUCUCUCAAUUGAGACUGAAGACGGACUCUUCAAAAAUUGCUGCACUUCGAAGGGGAAUUGAUGGAAGCUACGUUGGAAAAUUUAUGGAUAGAAAAUAUAGCACAAACCAGACGGAAUCUCGAACCCCUUUAAUCUCAAAAAUGGUGAUGGAUUUUAAGGACAUCUCCGGGAAAGGAGACGUGAAACGCGAACGUGAGUGCGUGAUGUGCUUGUCAGAGGAGAGGUCUGUGGUUUUCAUCCCCUGCGCGCAUCAGAUAGUUUGCACCACGUGCAACGAGCUCCAUGAGAAGCAAGGGAUGAAAGACUGCCCUUCUUGUCGGAGUCUGAUCCAGCGCCGUAUCCCCGUCCGGUACGCUCGUUCUUAAUUUUAAUAUUCAAAGCCAGUCGAGUGAUUGUUCUGAAUAAUGUUUGUGGGAACUCUUUGAAUUGAAUAAAUGCAAUUUGAGCUGCAUUUUUUGAGAGUUGAAAACAGUAAAAAAGUUGUAUUUACAGUGCAAGAUGCUUCAUUUCAUGUUCAUCCUUAUUUUAACGAAAUU
Messenger RNA from Hibiscus syriacus, 3015 nucleotides. RefSeq names its product putative E3 ubiquitin-protein ligase RF298. The coding region runs from base 160 to 2844 and encodes 894 amino acids. The record is from RefSeq and is a predicted model, not a curated record. The transcript has 5 exons. NCBI's taxonomy places the organism in Eukaryota, Viridiplantae, Streptophyta, Magnoliopsida, Malvales, Malvaceae.